Molecule: messenger RNA, 544 nt
Organism: Eupeodes corollae
Lineage: Eukaryota; Metazoa; Arthropoda; Insecta; Diptera; Syrphidae
Exons: 3
Coding region: 77-412 (111 amino acids)
Source: RefSeq, a predicted model, not a curated record
AAAUGAUUAUCAGUUUGUUUAGACUAUUCUAUUGUUGCAACCACAAGUUUUUAAAAUAUUAGGAAUUAAAAACAUUAUGACAAAGCUCGUACUUUAUUGUGGAGUAAUUCUCUUGGCUUGUUGCUUGAAUUCAGCUCAAUCAGCUUGGAGUCAAAGCUUCAUUGGCAAUGCUGUUAACAAAGAUUAUCCGGGAAUGUGUUUUUAUAAUCAAACUCAAACACCAAUUAAUAUUGGGUCAAUCUAUAAGCCAUCAUCUGAAUGUGUUCAAAUAUAUUGCAGAGAGGAUUAUGUAUUGCGAUUGGAAUACUGUCCCUUUUAUAUGCCCCGUGAUGACUGUGAGGUGACAGUUGACGAAGGUGCAGAGUAUCCUGGAUGUUGUGCAAAAAUGACCUGCCCAAAUGAACAACCAUAAUUCGAGAAGGGUUACAGGAUUGUGGCUUGAAAAGUUUACGGAACCAGUGAUAUUAUGUACAAAAAGUAUUUACCUCAAAAAUUUCAACAAACGGAUUAUACAGCUAAAUAAUUUAUAAAUCGCACUGUUGAA